Messenger RNA from Syngnathus acus (greater pipefish), 1120 nucleotides. RefSeq names its product proline rich 13 (gene prr13). Bases 179 to 760 code for a protein of 193 amino acids. The transcript has 4 exons. Lineage: Eukaryota; Metazoa; Chordata; Actinopteri; Syngnathiformes; Syngnathidae. The record is from RefSeq and is a predicted model, not a curated record.
GUGUUUCUGCAUGUAAAUGUAGAGGCAGGUGCUUGUGAUUUUAAGUUUGGGUGCGGCUUCCUCGUCCUGCGCAUGUUUCUUUCUCUCCAGUUGCGUCAGAGACUGCGCGUCAAUCAAUACGGAAGACAACGAUUAAAUAAAGCAAAGAACUUUCAUAACACCUGAAGUGUGACCGACCAUGUGGCCAAAUCAAGGUCCAUCCAACCCAGCCUUCCCCCCUGGCUACAACCCCGCGUACCCCUCCAUCCCUCCUGCAGGAGCCUACCCACAGCCUCCAUCUCAACAGUACCUGCCUGUUCAGUAUCCAGGAGGCGUCAACCCCGCCAUGAUACCCAACGCAUCCCGGGGUGUGACGCCAUACGCUGGCGUUGCGGGACCUCACUCCUAUCCUGUGGGGCCUGGCGGGUAUCCUGUCGCCCCUGUCGGAGGCGUCCAGGCCGGAGUGUACCCGCGCUCCCCAAAAGGCCACCACCAGAAAAAAAAGGGCCACCACCACAACAAAGGCUACCAUGGGGGGGUCAAUCCCCUCCAUGGAGGCGGGGGCAUGGCUGGAAUGGCUGGGAUGGCUGGCAUGGCUGGCAUGGCUGGUAUGGCUGGCAUGGCUAUGGGGAUGCAUGGACAUAAAGGCCACAAGAAGUUGAAGAAGGGGAAGAAGCUAAAGAAAGGGCACGGGAUGCACGGCCACCACAAACAUGGGGGCAAGUCCUCCAGUGGCAGUAGUAGUAGCAGCAGCAGCAGCAGCAGCAGUAGCAGCGACUAAGGCUAUGAUCCAAUGUAUAAAUUGUACUGUAUGCCACCACACAAUUAAAAUGUGGAUAACUGCUGAAAGGCAUUAUCAAAAAAAGCAAAAAAACUAUGGGAUUUCUCUGGAUACAGUAUACUGUAACUCCAUCUAAAUAUAAAGGGGCUUACUGCUAAAAGCUAUUUAAUGACUACUUUGACAAGAUUAUGCAAUGAUGUAGGUUACGAUUUUAUAGGCUGUAUUUUGUAUCUUUCAGGAAAUCUUUCUCUCAGCCACUAACAUGUUACACUUGUUGAUUCUUAUAUCACUGUGUUUUGGAAGGAAUGCAUUACUUUUUUAAAAUGGUGAUUGAUUACAAUAAAUGUACAAAAAAAGCUA